Zingiber officinale is the source of this 617-nucleotide messenger RNA. RefSeq lists its product as uncharacterized. The record is from RefSeq and is a predicted model, not a curated record. NCBI's taxonomy places the organism in Eukaryota, Viridiplantae, Streptophyta, Magnoliopsida, Zingiberales, Zingiberaceae. The transcript has 2 exons. Bases 119 to 586 code for a protein of 155 amino acids.
UUCUUACGUUGCCUGUAACUUUUGCAGCCGGCUGAAGAGUGAAGACCCGAUCCACCUUCGAGCAUUCAAGUUUGUUAGCUCACAGAGUAGAGGGGACGCGGCACUGCUUCCUGAAUGCAUGACAAAUGGCCAAACUGUUUCCCCCGUCAGACUCCACUCGACUCCACACUACGCUAAGACUGCUGCCCCUUUUCCUUCUGAUCCACUCAACAAGUGCUCAUCCAUCACUAUUCACUGCAGUGGUCCAGGUGUGGCCGCAGAAGAUCCAGUCCUGGAUCGCCAAGAUUUGCGGGAAUCCAGGACAAAAUUUGGACGGUUUUCUAAUUUGUUGGCUAGUGAUGGGACUGCGUCGUCCUCUCCUCAUCAGCCCCCACAGGCAACACUCAAUCCACUGGAGAAAAGAUUGGAUCCUUAUGCCAAAUCCAUCUCCACAAGCACCCACAGUCCUGCCCACCCACUUUCGGCCUCUGCGACUGCAAGUGGAUUCAAUGCGUAUCUAUUCAUCUCAUCUCUCUCGUCAACAUCCUCUUCGAAUCUGAGAUGUAAACGAUUUGAUGCUCCUCUAUGUGUUCGAAGCACUUAUUGAUCGCGGUGGAUAUCCGGAAUGAGAUUUUGCU